AAUAAUUAACCAGAGAAAAUAGUAGUCAAGUUUGUGAUGAACGGAGGAGGAGGAGUGCAGAUGCUGCCAGUUGGCUACCGGUUUGAUCCGACGGAUGAGGAGCUUGUGGUUCACUACUUGAGGAGAAAGGUCCAUGGCCUCCCACUGCCGGCUUCCAUCAUUCCCGACUAUAACAACAACUACUACUUUGAUCAUCCCUCCCACCUGCCAAUGCCUCCAGGCGAGACCAUGCAAAAGAGGUACUUCUUCUACAAUAGUGAAUAUAAUGAUGAAAAAAGUAAGAAGAACAACAACCGCAGUAACUAUAAGAGGGCUGCUGCUGCUGCUGGUUGUGGUUCUUGGAGGUCUAUUGGGAAAGAGAAGCAAAUUGUUGCUACUACUCAUUCUGAUCAUCAAAGCAGCUGCAGCCAAGCUCAAUUAGCUGUCCUUGGGGUGAGGAAAACCUUGGUUUUCUGCGGCAGCCACAGGAAGAAGGAGACUAACCACCACUACCACUACCAACAUCAAUAUGGAAGCCUCAGUAGUAGCCCUCGAUGGUUCAUGCAUGAAUAUAACCUUCUUGGUUCUGAGGUGUUGGGAAACAGCUGGAUUCUGUGUAGUGUAUUUCAGAAGAGGAGAAAGCCUGCGAGCAAGAAAAGAGGUCGGACCUCAACUUUGGAUAUUACAGGAUCAGGCUAUCUUCCCAAACCUUCCAAUUCAUGUUCGAGUGAAAUCACUACUCACGAUCAGGAGGUCUUUUCCAAAUGUUAUUAGUUAGGAUGAGCUAGCUCAUGAUGGAUGAUGAUGAUCAGAAGGAAAACAACUUUAGUUAAUGGGAAAGAGCUAGCCAAAAAAAGGCUUUUCAGUUUUCAUGCAUCUAGCCUUUAGUUAAAUUGACCGGAUCGCCAUGCUAAUUAUGAGAGUUAGAUUGUGUUCUUGGAACAAAUCCAAAAUACCAGUUGGUUUCAUAAUUAACAAUUUCUCUCUCUCUAUUGGUCACCGUAACUUU
This is a messenger RNA of Rosa chinensis, 988 nucleotides long. RefSeq names its product NAC domain-containing protein 41. Gene Ontology annotation, biological process: regulation of DNA-templated transcription. Gene Ontology annotation, molecular function: DNA binding. Lineage: Eukaryota; Viridiplantae; Streptophyta; Magnoliopsida; Rosales; Rosaceae. The coding region runs from base 37 to 753 and encodes 238 amino acids. The transcript is spliced from 2 exons. The record is from RefSeq and is a predicted model, not a curated record.